GAUACAUUAAAAAAUAGACUUAAUGCCUGUCGGUGGCGGCCUUUACGUUUGGAUUUUAUUAUUGUUUGUAUUUGUAUAUACUUGGGUAUUGGAAUAAAAUUGCUUUAUGUUUGGUAAAUUAGUACAGUGCAAAUUUUAAGAAGUUAUCGUGCGGCAAAUUAAUUCAUUAAGUUUACAAAGGCCGAGAUAUUGAAUAAAGUUAUGUGCAAUGCAAGAAACACAUAUGCAAAAUCAUGUUCAACAUAGAAUCCUACAUAACUCCCAUACUCCUCAGCUAUGUUGAUAAAUAUGUACGAGACUUCAAACCAGCUGAUGCACAGGUGUCGCUAUGGGCAGGCGGUGUGACAUUGCACAAUUUAGUAUUAAAAGCAGAUGUACUGCAAAAGGAAGUGGCUCUGCCAUUCACCCUCGUCUCUGGUCGCAUACACGAGCUCCUUAUUCAAGUACCAUGGACCAAAAUUAUGUCAGAACCCAUUGUUGUUACCAUCAAUACAAUAGAAUGCAUUCUCAGUCUCAAUCCCCCUUCACCAGAAGAGAGCCCACCACCCGAGUCACCCAGGACGCAAGUGGUCGAAGCGCCGCCUGGCUACAUGCAGGCCCUGGUGCGGCGCAUCGUCAGCAACAUAUCGGUGCGGGUGCACUCGCUGAUUGUGAAGUACGUGCACGAUGACAUCGUGCUCUCGCUGAACGUGAAGCGGCUGGCCGUUGACAGCGUCGGAGCUGAUUGGCAGCCGCAGUUUGCUGAUAUAGAUCAAGUCGAGCCCGUUAUCAGGCGGCUGGUUCGCUUGGAUGAUUUAACACUAUGCCUCGACAAAAGUGAUUCGGAUGGAAAAAUACGUUUUUAUCAAGAACCCCUGCUAUAUAGAUGUCAGCUGGACCUCCGAGUAUUAACGCGUCUAGUCUCCGCCAAUACGCGUCGAGCGCGCAGCCUCAGCGUCCAAUUGCGCUCGAGCCGGCUCGCGUGGGGCGUGACCAGCGAACAGCUGGUGCUGCUGCUGCGGUUGUUGAAGGAGCGCUCUUUGGUCGACAUCAAACCACCCUCACCGGUGCCUAAAGCGCCGAGUGUACAGCAGGCCCCUUUGCAUUCAGUAUCAUCCAACUCCGCUGAGCCAGCGCGCAGCGAGAGCUGGUCCGAAUGGGCGUGGUCGUGGUUACCCACAUGGAUGGACCGUGAUGGCGUCGAGGAAACCCCCGCACCGGCUACACCGAUACCGAUUGCGUUCACUGCAUAUCUGGAGCAUGUGGCGCUCGUUUUUAAGGUGAUGGAAAUAGAGGGCGGUCGCAAGCGCGCGCGCGGCGUUCUAGAAGUUUCCGCGACGGACGCCGUCGCCAAGAGCUCGGUGUGCUCGCCGAGCACGCUGCGGGUGCAGGUCGGGGCGCGGCGGCUGGCGCUGCUGUCGCACGGCCGCUGCGUGUGCGGCCACGUCGGGGUGGAUGCGCUGAAUGACGCACCGACAACGUACCUCAGUAAAACGGGAGAUCACGAUGAAGCUUGGUGCUGGAUUGAUGAAGAUUUCAUUGAUCAGAAAAUAGAACUUGGCGUCGCGGCUGAGGAGCAACUCGGAGAACCACUACCUACACAAUCGGGGAACGUAUCCGAUUCUCAAACAGAGCAGAAUCAAGACCAAAUACCCACGGAAACGGAUGAGAGGGACGAAGCAAAAGACACUUUCUGGACGAAAAUGGCGCCCGUUGUAUAUGUAGAGUAUAACCACGAUAGAGUGCCCUCUGAUAGACUCGUUAAUCCGUAUGAUAAUCCGCCAAAAGACUUCGAAUAUAGUGACUGGGUGGAGGACAGCGUGAUGAAAAUAGUAGUGAGUCCGAUGUCAGUGCGUGUGUCGACCGGACUCCUGCAUCGGCUGGCCGUUAUACGGAAUGCGUUGAACUCUGUACCCCUGUUUAACGAUGAAGAUCCGCCUACACGCACUCUAACAGUGGAAGAAUGCGAAGCGCUCUCAGAGAACCUGCCGCAGCGGCGCAUCGGUAUAGAGAUAAACGGUGUGACCAUAAGGCUGAUGCCCUGGGACCACUCGCCGAACGAAAAGCCCCUCGAUGCGUCGAUAGUGCUUGACGUGGACGUGCCCAAAGCGAUGUUCAAUGUGGCCGCACCGUUGUAUCCUUUACGAGUCUGUUCAGCGGCGUGUCAAAUGCCCGAAGACAGUGGCCCACUCUGGCAAGGCGCUCGCUUGCACGUAUCGGGAACGAUAACCGCCAUACAGGCAACACUGAUCUCGCUCGCGGAUAACAAGUCGAGGCCGUGCGCACGCGCAGAUGUCCGCUUCGUCACGCAUUCGCUUUUACAUAGGAAUUACUUUGCGGAGGAGAGCGUCGUGUUCAGUUAUAGCGUUAAGAUUCGAGAGGCGAGUGUUUGUGGCUCCUCAGCGCGGUUGCAAACGGCUUGGUACAUUCCUAUUUCACUGUGCAAUCAGAAAAUAUCUAUGCCAUUGAAACAUACCACAGUCGCCAAGGAUGCCUUGACCGAUGAGGAAUCCGUAGCGAUAGAGCUGACACUGGAGGAACUGUCGGUGAGGGGCUACAUAACGAGAAACAUACACACACACAUACUGACACUGCACUCAGUACGAGCGACCGCGCAUCACGCACCGACAGAUGGCGAAGAGGCGAAACAGGCUUGGUUAUUUUCGGGCCCUGACUCGCCAACAACGACACCGUACCUUCGCAGUGCAUUUCAAUGGUGCAAGGAGCCGACACAAAACGCGUUAGAUUAUAUAGGCAUUUGGCUGGAGCCUAUGGCCUUGUGCGUGGAUCCGUUACUUGUUGCGUGGCUUGGGUACAGACCCAAAGUAAAGAUCACAGAAUCACGAUCUCAAACGUCAUCUCUGAAAAUGACAUCCUCAUCACAAUAUUUAUUGAAACGGCGAACGACUCCACCGUCGUCAAGUGGCAGAGGUGGUAGUAGAUCAGGGUCUGGGGCCGAAGUCCACGUGAAGACUCGCAGCGUGGAGUCUAGCAGUGAGAGGAGUGAUAAGAAGGAACCUAAACCUGGAGUGCCACCACCGGCGGCGGACGCGUGGUGGUCAGAGGAGCGGCUGCUGCGGCUGCACGCGCGGCUGCGGCGCGUGCUGGUGACGUGCGAGUGCGGGCUGCUGCUCGUGUACGUGACGGCGGCGAGCGCGAGCGCCGUGCACUGCGCCACCGUGCGCGACGCGAUCGAGCGGCACGCGCUCGCGCUCAACCGGGUGCUCGCUGUCAGUCUCGGUCGCUGGUCUAUACAUUCCAAUUCCUCGAUGAAGCAUCUCUGGCAAGAAAUAAGGCACGAUGGACCUACAUUCCUUUCACCAAAAAACGAAGAAAUAGACGAAUCGUUUCCCUGGAAGAUGCGUAUAGCGGACGUAUCUUGCUAUACAUUGGAGGUACGCGCCGGCACCGAGCGUUCCGGCAAAGAGAAAGCCGCCAGUGGACUACGAUCACAUUUGAAAACCUCACGGGUGGCCAUACCGAGAACUGUACUCGAACUAGUGACCACCACGGUCACGUUGUCCGUGGUCACUAAGUCGCUGCAAAUCAAGGCGAUACCGAGGCGCAGUGAGAGCAAAAAGCACGCUGAUUCGAGCAGAGAGGAUGAGAAGUUGAAGUACUUUACGGGUGGCGUUGAUUUCAAACCGUCGUCAUUGAAAGAGUUCGUUCGUGGACCGGCCAGGCGGAAAAAACAAAGCAGUCCAGAGCCAAAAGAGCCCGAACCAGCGGCGGAAAGUGUCGAAAGCAAUAUAAGAGCUGGUCCCAUCGUGUCGCUAGGGGUCAAUCUUCAUGCCGAUACACCGCCCGUUACUGUGCGCUUGGAUAGUGAUCAAGUGCAUGUGGUUGUGGUAGCAAUACAUUGCUUCACGCAUGUAUUGAAAUUGCUACGGCGACCGCCUUUAGCUAUUCCAAAACAGAGUUUUACAUCUGCGGGUGGAUCUCGAAGAUCGCUUAUACGGUCCGUAUCUGAAAUAGAUGAAGUGAGAAGCCUCUCAGAGGAGACGGAAAGUGGCAAUCCUUCUGAACUUAUAUCGAUAUUUGAAGCGCAUCCAGAGAGAGACCCGAUAAAAAUGAAGACGUUCUUCUGGUUCCAAUGGGUGGUGAGCCACGCGUCGCUGGUGUUCACGACGUCCACCGCGAAGCUGGUGUUCGACACGGAUGACGUCAUCAGCAGCGUGGACCUGCAGGAGCACUACAACCAGUUCAAAGUGAAGAUCGCCUCGGCGUCCGUGAAACACUUCGACCGUACUGGCAGUGAUGAAUGGACGGCAGGAGUCCUCGGCGGCAGAGUGCUGGAAGCUCGCGAACCGACUAACGCAAAGGAAGAGAGUCACUUCCUCGCUGUCACCAUAACACAAGCUUUAAUAUCCAACUUACCCGCUAGCUGGAAAGAAGAACUACAUCCGAAACUUUUAGAACAAAACGCAAAAGAAGAUAGCAUGUGGGAGAUUUAUGCGACACUAGCGCCACUAGAAGUUGUACUGCGACCCACAGUUCUAGAGCAAAUCGUAUGUUUGUUUCGAGUUUUGGUGCCUAAAUCAUAUUGUCCCUUGAAAAACGAGGAAACUAGGUUGAGCAAUUGGCAGUGGCCGUUCUGCUACGUGACGGCGGGAGGCUUGCGUCUCCUACUAACCGAUGAGAUAGUCACCAAUGAAGAUGACACCAUUAUGUUGAUUAUUGGCAAAGUAACAGUCAAUCCUCACCCUGAAAAUCCUAUAUGCAGACGUGCAGUUAACCCCGGCACAGAGAACGCGUGGACCACAUCAGGCAUAGGGAUGGAGGGACGCCAAUACGAGGUCCUGUUGAAGAACAUAGCUAUACGCUCUGCUAGGUUCAAACAACUUGUUAACCAGGAGGCAGUGGAAUCAGAAAUAUUGAAGACCACAGGUGGUGAAAAUCCUGCUCUUAAAUGGAGUCAGCCCGUGGUUUCGCCAUGUAUCACUCCAGUGUUACAUUCUGUGGACGUAAGCUGCGUCCUAGCGCCUGCGUUCUUCCACUGCGGUGCGCUCACGUGCGGGCCCGCGGUCGAAGUCAACCUCGUGUCGGAUUGCGCCAUAGAGCUUAGCGUGGAUAGACUGGGCGUGGCUAUGCUCAUACUGGGCCACGUUGCUGGCUUAUUAAGAACUGGCAAAAAAGACAGUUCGGCCGCGCUAAUAGAGGAUAGUGUAUGCCCGUAUGUAGAACUUAUCAUGGACCAAAUGAGUCCAGAUAUCUCGCCCACCGAUAGCGACGCCACUAUAUCUGAAGAAACGACCAAAAGUGCUCCAGAAUUAAGUCGCGGUUUGAUGGCCGACUCGGGAAUCGAUACAGCGACUUCGCAAUCCACAUAUAAAUUCGGUCGAAGGGAACCAUCUGCGCCUUUGAAGAAAUCCGUCUCCAUUGCAUUUACCGAUUACAACGCCAAAGCGUCAGAUUAUCUAGAGCUGUUCGUGACCAUGGGCGUGAUAGAGGUAUCUCUGUACGCGAACGACACGGGCGCCCCGGAACUGUCGCUCCUCCGCAGCCCCGGGACGUAUCGCCCGCCGGCCCGGGAAGCAGCGGACGAGCCUGUGAUUAAGGUUGUAAUAGACGAGAGCAGAGAGGCCAAACGGGAGGAUGCGCAAAGCUCAGCGACCGCCAGUAGAAGUCUCACAGAUACAAUCCGUCACGCAGAUCUCGCUCAACGCAAAAUUGAUUUAGCCAAUGUUCUACCGUUAGCUCGCAAAACGGAGGGAAAUUUACCGCUGUUACAUGUGACAUUGCAUCAGCCGAACCUGUAUUAUUGGCGAAGGAAGGCUAACAGAAAUAUACAGGUGUCUCUAUUCAACAUGUGGGUCGGCCUCGGCGGCGGGCUGGCGGACGCGCAGUGGCACUGCCCGCUGGUGAGCGCCGCGCGCGGCUCCCCGGACCCCGUCACCGACAUACCGCCCGCGCUCGCCACGCUGCGGCUGGAGAUGGCGCCCGGUAACUACAGCGGCAGCAGUUCAAACUCACGUGGCUCAGUACAAUUGGACGUAGAACGGCCAUUGUUAUUCGAAGUGUCCACUGAUAGGUUGAGACGGCUCAAAGGAAUCAUUAAAUUGGUGAAUAAAAAUCUUCCGCAACGUAAAAACGACUCGCAAAGCUGCGUCCCCAAAGUUCCAGUGCUGUACAAACUGAGACGAUUUAUGGUCCGCAACAGCAUAGACAGCAUAACGAUGCACACGAACCAAGUGGCGGUGCGCGGGGAGUGGGGCGCCGGCGGGUGGGAGGGCGCGAGCGCGCAGUUGGCCGCCGGCAGCAAACCGGAGCGGUUGUGCUGUCGCGCGCUGCUCACCGCGCUGCUGGCCACCGCCGGCGCGCCCACCGACACGCGCCACGUGCUGCUGCAGCCGAUGAUGGCCGGUAUGCGGCUAGAUGCAACGUGGGAAGCGUGGCGUCGUGCAGAGGGCGGAUUAGUUGCGCGAGAACCCAAUAUUCGUCUAGCAAUUGAUCUAGACCGCAUGGGGCUAGACGUAAGGCCGGAAGACCUGGCUGCGAUCGCGCAGUUAAGAGAAAUUCUAAAGGAACUCGGAGAAAACUCUGAAGAAGCAUGUUCUGAGAAAAACGAAACAUUCAUGCCAGGACCAGCGAGCAGCAUUUCCGGGCUGUACCAAGCCGCCAGCGUCCAUCAACCUUCCGUCAUAUCUAUAGAAGGCAGGGAUGGCUCCGACCACAAUUACUAUAAGGAUGAUUUACGGAGUGGAGCAUUCAAAAUUAUAUCUGGUGGUCAAUUACCCAUGGCGUACCAGAUAAUGCUGCAAGGUGACUCCGUGUCGUGGAGGUAUCCUCACCCGAGAGCUAUCACAAGACUAAUCGCCUUCCCUCUACCAGGACAGGAAGAAGAAAUAGAAUGUGUGCUAGAGUUAUACAGUCCGCUGCUGCAUCGCUGGGAAACGCACACCUGCUUCAAGUUGCCGAUACACGAGCAAAGGGAAUUGAAACUCAAUGUUAGAUCCAAUGAUGCAGUAUUCGCUUUAAUGUGGCGUGUUAGAGUUUGUUCUCAUUCGGAUGUAAAUGCGCCGCCGUUCGAGUUCGACAUGAGGAAGUUUAUGCCCUGUCGUGAUCCAAUGAUGUACGACCAGCCGCCAGUGUGCGACUACUACCAGAAGUCAAGUCCGAUUUCCGGCGAACAGUUAUCGGGUGUACUCCGAGUGGACUCCUACUUCGCGCCGAGACUCUUGCCGCGGUUUCGACUAGCUCUGCGCCUGGCUUGCUUCGAGUUCAAUGUGCAUAACGCGUUACCGAAGAUUGCAAGGGAAGCGAGUAAUCUAGAAGGAUACUACGUAUCUCGCCCGCUGUCCCGCAGUCACCGCACGCUGAGCGUGCGCGUCACGGACGCGGCGCUGCAUUUGCUCGUUGCGUGUUCCGCCAAAAUCAUCUUUGAUGCUAAAUUGUCGAGCGACAUAAUAGACAGUUCGACGGGCGCAAUGGAGCAGUUCGUCGACGAGUUCCGCACGCAGGGCUCGGUGGAGGUAGCGAGCGAGCCGCGGCUGCGGCUGCGCGCGAGUGCCCUGCGCGCCGCCUUGCACCUGCAGCGCGUGCGCACGCUGCGGGCGCUGGCCGACGACUGGGCGACCGCGUACCACCGGGUUCUCAACCGUACAAAACGUGCGACGGGAACUGAACACAAAUCUCUAAAGGCGUCUUUGGAUGGUCUCAUCUCGCUUUGGGUGCACAACAACUGCGCAAUUGCACUGAGGAUAGGUCAGGAAGGCACAGAUGAGGUUAUACCACUUGGCCCGGGAGUUAGUCUUGCUUAUAGGUGGCGCUCCCCUGCAGCUCCGAAAAUGUUAAGAUUCGCGUUGGCCGGUCCUUCCACAGACUGGCAUUGGUCCACUAGUAUUCCAUUCAGUGAGGGCACUCGGCGCGUUCGUCUCGAAGACGCGGAAGGUCUGUUAACAGACUACAGUGGGGGGAUGUCGCUGUACGUGCGCGUUGCGGAGAACGGGGCGAGGCGGAACAUGUACCUAUCGGGACGGUUGUUGGUGGUUAAUAUGCUGCGGUUGCCCCUUUUGUAUAAGGUGCGCUCUCUACGGUCCAGUCAAAACGCAUGGCAGACAAUAAGCUCCGGUGAAUUGCAACCAGAAACUAUUGGCUGGAGCGUGCUCUGCAAUAGCGAUUCCGACGCUGUACUCAAAGUGAGAUUCAAUACGCAAGAAGCUGGCUGGUCUGGCGAUAUACCAUUGAAGGAGUGUCGGAAGGAAAAUGUUCCUUGGUUAGUCAAAGUGCCCAAUACGGGCGACGUGCCGUAUAUAUCCGUGUGGUGUCGCGUGGUGCGCGCGCGCAGCGAUGGACGCAUUGUUGCUACGAUAUGGCCGUUCUACGUGCUCACGUCGCAUUUACCAUUGGAUACUGAUGUAUUAAUAUCGACGGAACUCAGUCAAGCCGAGCUCGAAGAUGCACAGUUACCGGCAAUAGUGCAGACGGCGCUGGGUCGAGGAGCCAGCACUCAUCUCUCGGCACCGGGAACUACAUCCGCGAGGCAUACGUUGUCUUUCCAAUACAGAAACAUCGAUUGCCCAGUGACACGCGACGCAGUGCCGCUACAUUAUGGCGUCACAGAUACAUCUGUUUUCGAAAAGCCCACUGCUGUGAACAACGUGGACGAGCUGCUAGAUAUUCUACGACAAUGGCUAAAUCGUUCAGCGCGUGAUGCAAAAACAACAUGGCCGUACUCUGUAGUGACAAGCCAUUGGCCGGGAACGUGGCAACCGGCGUUAUUGCAGCCUCGAUGUGAUAUUAAUGUGCGCUAUAACCCCGUCCGUGCGGGAGGCGGUUGUUCGCUGGAACUACAACUAUGUCCCGUGGUUUUGCUUGCCAACGCUUCUCCCAUCGCGCUCACGUUGCGGGCGUACGAUGCGGCGCCACUCUGCAAGCUGGAGCCCGGUGUUGCUAUAUCGCCACCUACUAUUAUACUUAAGAAACCGUUCUUCAUGUCGGUGGAGAUGGGCCGCGAGACGUUCGUGAGCGGGCAGCUGGAGGUGUGCGGGGAGGAGCCGGGGCGCUACGGGCAGCCGGCGCCCGGCCGCGUCGCGCUCGACCGACCGGCAGCCUGCGCUAUACACUGUAACCACAAGGUUGCCUUACUUACUCUUUACUAUGAAAUUAAAGAAGAUAUAAAUGUUCUCGGAGUUACUUCUACCUACAUCAUCAUUAAUAGGCUACAGACCGAUAUUCUGGUAUCCGCUAUCGCAGUGCCCAACGAGGUGGACAGCCACUGCGUGUUGCAGCCGAAGACAUAUAAAGUUGUGCAUCCAACUGAUGAAGGAAGCAUCCACGGCACACCGCUCAGUCGCUUCUGGGUGCGCGGACGGUGGCGCGGCGGGCACGCGGAGGAGCUCCGCCCCUACCUGUGCCUCACGCUGCCGGGCGCUGCGCACUCCACGACUGUGGCGCCUAUCCGGCUCGCGGCUUCGCCCCUUCGGCGCCCUAUCGCGCUCAAGGAUGAUAAUGGCAGUUCGGUUCCGGUGGUAGUCUGCCAACAGCUACACGAAGGAAGGUGGAUAAUAACAGUGGCUGAGGACCCGUGCCCACAGUUUCUGAUACAAAAUCGGACUGGGAAACCUCUUGCCGUCGCUCAGCCGAUACAGUUCGACGGGAGUUCCGAAUUGGAGCCAAAACAGGGACGAAAUCGGAGUCAGGUGGUGGAGGAGUGCGCCGGCGCACGCUGGUGGUGCGCGGUGGAGGCGCACGCGGGCGCGCACUACUCGACGCCGGCAUACUGCGCGCGCUACCCGCCCGCGGAGGAGACCCGCCCCACGCUGCCGCUGCUCGUCGUGGGCGUGGUCCGGGAAGAACUAGAUCCAGAUUGGAGUCAGCCAAUGGCAGUGGCGGAUGGGGAACAAUUGUUGCAAUUGAGCGGCGGGCUUACAAUCAAGGUGCGCGUGCGCACGCACCCCCACUCCACGCUCAUAGAAUUGCAGGACAUCGAUCAGUUCGAUAUAUCGGCGAGUGAUAUACGCCGCCGCCUGGUUGAUCCGUUUAUAGCUAAGGAAUCAUUCUCGCCCUAUAAAAGUGUACAACACGACGAGGCGAGCUUACAACGCAUCACCGCUGAUAAUAAUCUGAUGCCAGAAGACUCUAGAAGCAGAACGUACCCCGAAGACGAACCGCUACUGUCAGUAGCGAGUACCACGCAAUCAAUUUGCCCGUCUAAGGUUACAAAGGCUGAGAAGAAAGAAAAACAAAAUAUGGUAGUUAUGACUGAAAUUGACGCUUUAAAAGAUUCGUCGAUCGCCAAGCUGUCGAGUGCUGUGCGAAAUGAUAUCAAUGCCGCAUUCGACAAACUUCAGAGCAGUUCGUUAACAGUGGCUCACGAUGAAACUAUUGAUAUGUCGGAAACGUCAAUAAUGUUGCAAGGUGUCACCGAUACAGAAUGGUCUGACAGCAGUCAUAUGUGGUCAGAGAUUGACCGCGUCCGCUGCGUGAUUGACAGUAUCGCCAUCAGCGUGGCCAGCGCUGCGGAGGACCUUCCCAUAAUGGCUCUGUACUUGCAGCGGGCUGCUGUUUCGCUCAAGGACAAUGUUAGGAAAACCAAAGUGACGAUAUCAGUGGUGGACGUGCAAGUAGACAAUGCGCAGUACGACACCGGCCAGUACGACUUCGCGGUGGUGGCUACCACCCGGGCGGAGACCGUCGACGGUGACCCCUGGCCACCGCUGUGGAACAUGGGGGAAGAGGACUUCGACAUGAAGGUGGAGGACGCGAGGCUGAUGGUGGUCACAUGCAACGAUAAGUGGACCGUUGGUGGUAACAGCUUCAAUGAAUUAACAGAAAUAGAGAUUCGAAUAGGCCCACUGGGAUUAUAUAUCGAAGACGCCUACGUAUCUGCGCUGGUCGGUCUAGCCAGGGUCGUCCCGGGAAGAGAUAGAGGGAGUGUCGAUGGAAAUGAAGGGAGUGAGAUCGCGCUAGCUGAAGCGGCUUUGUUACAGAGGCCUUUGAGGCUAAGGAAACUUCUCAUACAUCCGUUAGAUUUGACCCUAACUCUGCAUACUGCGGUCCGGAUGUACAUAGCGCUGGACCAGAGCCCGCUGCGACUGAGCGCGUUCCAGCUGCAAGAUGUGAUGACGUCACCGGGCCGUUUGACGCACGCGCUCACCGUGCACUACUUGUCCGCCGCCAUCUUGGGUGCUGGGUGGGUAGUUGGAGGCCUAGAGCUACUAGGUGCGCCGGGUGCACUAGCAGCACGUGUGGGCGGGGCUGGCGGCGGGCUGAGGGGCGUGGCCUCCGCCGCGGCGGCGGCACUACUCCGCUCGCUGAGCGCGUGCGCAGGCUCGCUAGCACGCAACCUGGAUCUGCUCGCGGGCGACGAACAGCACGCGAGACGCGCUGCAGCUGCCAGACGGCGACCACCACCGAGCCUCAUGGCAGGGCUUUUUGCAGGAAUAACUAAUUUUGCCAUCAACAUACUCGGCGCAGUAGGUGGUUUAGCCCACCACCCUCUUGUGGGCGUGGCGGUGGGUGAGACGGAGAGUGGGACGGCCGCAUUGCGCAGAGGCUUGCUGGGCGCUAUCACCAAGCCACUCAGCGCUACAGCUGACUUGGUGGCGUACGCUGGACAUGGCCUGCUCACACAAACCGGUUGGGAUCCCGUACCACAGCCCCGCUGGGUGGCGAAGCCCGAGGUGGAGGCGCAGUUCGGGGGCUGGCAGCGGGACUGCGUGCGUUGGGCCUUCCGCCUGUCCGAAUUAGCAGCGUUUACCGGCUUCUCCGUGCUACUUGCUGAUGUUCAGCUACACCUGCUUAUCACACACAAGUUUUUGGUGAUCGCGGAACCCGAAUCGGAGCGUAUCAUAGAGAUGAUUGACUUCAAGUCCUGCACGCUGGGGCCUUACCAGGGACAAAUUAUAGAGCUUCACGUGUCACAAAGGAAGCCUUCAAGGAUAUCUGAAUCACGCGUCGCAUUGGAUGAGGAUAAUGAAUAUCAGAUAAGCGCGGCGGCGAUGGCGCGCGUGGCGCGGUACACGGGCGCGGAGGGGUGCGGCGCGGGCGCGGGCGCGGAGGAGCGCGUGCUCGCGCUGCUGCCGGCGCCGGGCCGCGCGCACGCGCUGCACGCCGCGCUCGCCGCCGCCGCGCACCACAACACCGGCGAGCACACGCCGCUGCUCUAGCCCAAGUUCUACCUCGGCUCUACCACGGCUCUAAUCCAGCUCUGCCGCAGCUCUUCCAUAGCACUACCACAGCUCUACACCAUAUCUACACCAGCUCUAUAUCAGCUCUACACCAGCUCUACACCAGCUCUAUAUCAGCUCUAUAUC
Zerene cesonia (dogface butterfly) is the source of this 12236-nucleotide messenger RNA. RefSeq lists its product as uncharacterized. The record is from RefSeq and is a predicted model, not a curated record. The coding region runs from base 234 to 12089 and encodes 3951 amino acids. The transcript has 88 exons. Lineage: Eukaryota; Metazoa; Arthropoda; Insecta; Lepidoptera; Pieridae.